Saccostrea cuccullata (small rock oyster) is the source of this 1879-nucleotide messenger RNA. RefSeq lists its product as uncharacterized. NCBI's taxonomy places the organism in Eukaryota, Metazoa, Mollusca, Bivalvia, Ostreida, Ostreidae. Bases 1 to 1668 code for a protein of 555 amino acids. Gene Ontology annotation, biological process: DNA integration; DNA recombination. The transcript has a single exon. The record is from RefSeq and is a predicted model, not a curated record. Gene Ontology annotation, molecular function: DNA binding.
AUGGAGAUUAGGUUGCCGCGUGAGAAAUUGGAGAAAUUAAAACAAGCUAUAAAUUCAAUGAAAUUUAAGCGAAAGGUUACCCUUAGAGAACUUCAGUCCUUGAUAGGACUGCUUAAUUUUGCUUGUCUAGUGAUCGUGCCUGGGCGUACAUUCUUAAGGCGACUCAUUGACCUAACAAAAGGCCUUUCAAAGCCUCACCACCACAAAGACAUGGUUAGAGAGAGUAGGCGUGAUCUGGCUGCCUGGUCAUUAUUUAUAGAUCACUUCAAUGGGAAAUCAUUAUUAUUUAAACAUAUCUGGGUGACAUCGAAACAAAUUCAUCUCUACACUGAUGCAGCAGGUUCUCUGGGGUUUGGAGCUGUAUUUGAAAAGAAAUGGUUCUAUGGGUCUUGGCCAGAAAAUCUGAAGGAUUAUGAUAUUACCCUCAAGGAAUUAUUCCCGAUUGUGUUAGCUGUCGAACUAUGGGGUUCUAACUUAAAGAAUUCUUGUGUCAUAUUCCAUUCGGAUAAUGCAGCAGUUGUUCACAUUGUGAACUCGCAAACAUCAAAAGAUUCAAAAAUCAUGAUUUUGGUGAGAAGAUUAGUUUUGGCACUUAUGACAUACAAUAUUCUCUUUUCGGCAGAACACAUCCCAGGAAUGUUCAAUAUUUUACCAGACUUACUUUCACGCUUACAGAUCGAGAAAUUCAAAGAAGUGUCCGUGGAUAUGGGCCAAACCCACCAGCAUACCAAUCCAUCUUUUGCAACUCUCCAAAGCACAGCAUGUAGUUUAAUAGAUGCAGCGUUGGCUCCUAACACAAAGAAAUUGUACAGGCAGGCCCUAAAUUGUUUCAGUAGUUUUAUUCAGAGUUAUUACAAGACUGACUGCAUUAAGGAGAUAUCCCUUGGACAGGUUAUUUGUUUCGUGUCAUACCUAUUCAGUUUAGGAAAAGCACCAAGCUCAAUAUCAACUUACCUGGCAGCAUUGGCUUACUAUUUCAAAAUGACAAAUGCCCCAGAUCUAUCAAAUCAUUUCUUGAUCAAGAAAAUGUUAAGUGGGGCAAAACGGCUUGUCAAUUCUUCAGAUGUCCGACAACCAAUUACUUUGGAUAUCCUUGGGAAGCUCCUGGUGGCAAUACCACAUGUAGCCAAUUCUAAGUACCAAGAAUAUUUGUACAUGGCGAUGUUUCUUUUAGCAUUUUAUGCUUUUCUAAGAGUGGGAGAAAUCACAGUUCGUUCUGGCUCAAAUCCAAACCUGUUGCUUCGAAGAAAUGUUUCUUUCAGCCGUGACAAAAAACAAGUACGCAUGGUUGUUACAAUGAUCAACUUCAAACAUAAUUUAGGUAAAAAACCUGUCCAGCUGGAAAUAAAUCCCCAACCCAAAUGCAGCUUUUGUCCGGUGCAAGCUAUGAGAAAUUAUUUGGAGGUGCGAGGUGCAGAAGAAGGAGCCCUAUUUUGCUACAGAUCAGGACGACCCAUCUCGCGUACAGAAUUUUGUGAUGUUUUGAGGUCAGCACUAAAAUUUUCCAAACUUGAUUCUAACACAUUUAAAGCACACAGCUUCAGGAUAGGAGCAGCAACCCAGGCACAUUUACAGGGUUUUUCAGAUUCACAAAUAAGAGUCAUGGGACGAUGGCACUCAGAGUCAUUUAAGAGAUACAUUAGGGUAUCAAUGUUUCCAACAUUUUAGUGUUAACAUGUUUUUGUGAAGAGGUUAGAAGCUCCAAAUAUAGAGGAUAACUGUCUGAGGCGGUAUCCUUUAUUUUUGGUCACUUGAUUGUAUUUUGAAGGAAGGGGGAUUCUGUUUGAAGCAUUUUUCAUCUCUUUUCAUUGCAUCCCUUUCCAGGUAAUAAAUUCUUAAUUCAAUAAUCUCAUAAUUUGGCAUAUGUAUAAUGUUUUAG